Messenger RNA from Liolophura sinensis, 3528 nucleotides. Its product is annotated as ultra-long-chain fatty acid omega-hydroxylase-like. Gene Ontology annotation, molecular function: iron ion binding; heme binding; monooxygenase activity. Lineage: Eukaryota; Metazoa; Mollusca; Polyplacophora; Chitonida; Chitonidae. The record is from RefSeq and is a predicted model, not a curated record. The transcript has 13 exons. Bases 361 to 1902 code for a protein of 513 amino acids.
GUAGAAUAGUGAAGAACAAGAUGAAGUACUGUUAACUUACCAGGUAUAUCAAGUCUCAGAUGAUCUGUAAUUAAAACGUCCAGGGGAUUUUCUUGUUGUCUCACAUUACUGUAUGGACAUAUGAAGGAGAGCUUUAAACCAGUAUGCUCAGGUACAGGUAGUAACACACUGUGUCAGUAGGGACAGGUGAUCAAUGUGAAACUGACACUUAUCAUCCCCGCUCACCCAAUCCAAAGUCUGUUGUUAUCUCAGAAUUAGAUAUAUUUUGUUCAAAGUUCCUGGCUGCCUCCGUGAUGUAGUUGAGGAGUUAAGAGAUUAUAAGCCCCGAGAUAUCCCGCAGUUCUUCUAAUAGGAAAGACAAUGUUCUCGCCGUCAGCAAUGUACCAGUCCGUGACCUCUUCGACCCUCCUCCUGACCUUUGCUCUCUUCCCACUGGUGUACAUCUGCCUGGCUGUCUGGAGGUGGUUAAGACUGAUUUGGCAGACUGAAAAGACUCUAUCACAGUUCCCCUGUCCGGAACGACACUGGCUGUAUGGAACAUUGAAAGAUUUCAAGGUGCCCAAUCACAAGUUUCUGGAGGGAAAUGUGCGAUUCACAGAGCGGUUCAAGCGGGCUUAUGUACAGUGGAUAGGUCCAUGGUGGGGGGUACUGGUUGUGUGUCACCCAGAGACAGUCAAGGCUGUACUGAAGGGCCUUGACCCUAAAGGACCUGUCUAUUCCUAUGUAAGACAGUGGCUAGGAGAUGGUCUGUUGACCAGUGAUGGGCAGAAGUGGGCACGCAAUCGACGUCUGCUCACGCCUGCCUUCCAUUUUGAUAUUUUGAAGCCCUAUAUCCAUGUGUAUAAUUCUGCAGUGGAUGAGUUCCUGGAUAAGGUAGAUAAAAGUUUGAAGGAUGGGAAAUCUACGUUUCCUGUGUUUAAGAAUGUCAGUCUUCUAACUUUGGAUGUGAUUUUGAACUGUGCCUUUUCAUUUGAAUCCCACUGUCAGACUACUGGUGAAAACCAUCCUUACAUACAAGCUGUGUAUGAAUUAUGUUCCUUGGUUUCAAAAAGGCAGUUUAACCUUCUCCACCUAAGUGAUACUUUGUACUACCUGAGCUCAGAAGGGAAGAGGUUUAUUCAUUACUGUGAAGUGGUCCAUAGGGAGUCCGAGUAUGUCAUCUCUCAGAGGAAGGCUGCCCUGGCAGCCGGACAAGGGAAGCCGCUCAAAAACAAGAAAUAUCUGGACUUUUUGGACAUCUUAUUAACAACUAAGGACAUGGAUGGUAGUGGUUUGUCGGACACAGAGAUCCGUGAAGAGGUCGACACGUUCCUGUUUGAGGGUCAUGACACGACUGCUAGCGGGAUCUCCUGGGCCCUAUACGCGCUCGCUAGGCACCCAGAACAUCAAGCCUGCUGCCGGCAGGAGGUGGACGAAGUGCUGAAUGGACGAUCCACUGACCACAUAGAAUGGUCUGACCUGCCCAAAUUGAAGCACCUGACACACUGUCUGAAAGAGACGCUAAGGAUGUACCCACCAGUGUCGUAUAUCUCUCGAAAGCUGUCAAGGGAGAUCACUGUGGAUGGGAAGAGAGUUCCUGUGGGAACCAACGUUCAGAUACCGAUCUACAACAUUCACCACAACCCUGAGGUCUGGACUGAUCAGAUGAAGUUUCUGCCGGAGAGGUUUGAGGCAUCUAACACCCAGACCAUGCACCCAUUUGCCUUCAUCCCGUUCUCAGCUGGACCCAGAAAUUGUAUUGGUCAGAACUUUGCUCUGAAUGAAGAAAAAGUCAUUUUGGCCCGAAUCUUGAGAAGAUAUGAAUGGAGUCUAGGUUCACCCAAAGAGACUCUUCCAUAUUUCCAACUGGUGCUCAGAUUUGAGAAGGAGCUGGAUCUCAAGUUUACUCCACGUUGUCUAUGAUGUCACUGUCAACAGGGCAGCUAAAGCUGCUGUGCAUUUGCUGCCAAACUUAAGUUGCUGUUUAGGUGCAGUCAAGAAAAACUAACCCAUUUGAAACAGACUUAAAUUUUUAGAACGGGUUCUAUUUUGUCAAAAAAUUAUUGUUUUUAAAGAGAAUAUUUUACGACAACUUUUUAUAUCGACCUAUCAUUUUGGUUGUCUGAAGACUGAGGCUGCCUGGACACUAGAUAGUACACCUUGGCUGUUUGGACAGCAGAUGUGACACCCAGCUAGGCUGUCUAGACACCAGACUGAGGCAUUUCAUCCAAUCCAGUGACAGAGUGCUAAUGCACCCAUUCUUCUGAUCAUAGCUAUGUUGGUGGCAUUAGAAAGUGACCUUUAACAGAUUGUCCAUGAACUGUACAUUUAACUGUACAGGGUGAAGUGUUGAGGUGGCUUUCAGUUGGCAAGAUUAUCAGGAAAUCCCAAUAUGCACUGAUCAUGUUUGAGGUAGAUCAACACCAGUUAUUAACAAUGUAACAUAAAAAAGGGUUAAAGGAUUUAGCACUGAUUAAACUAUUAACAUUGAUAUGGACUUGAUAAUAAAAUCGAUGUGGAUAAUAAAAAUUCUACAGUAGAUACUAAAUUUAAAAAAUGAACAAAAAAUAUAAUCAGUAUGUAUAAAAACUUCCUAAAAGUUGAACUAUCAAGUCACAUGAUUAUAAUACAUUGACACAUUAUCAACAACAACACAUUACUCAGAUCCCCACGAAGCAAUAAAUCAGCAAGUACCAAGAGUAACAGAUUAUUGUAAAGAUUAAUGUACAGGUAGAUCGGCCAGGUCAGACUUGUGAAGGGUUACCCCAUGUUCGUGGGUCUAUGCACACUCCAUGUGUUCUUCAUAUUAUUCAUGUUACCAUGGUAACUGUUGUGAUAAAUCGUGGAUGGUGACAUUUGUGCUGGCAUAAAGUGCCCCUCCGAGACAAUUCUGUACUAAAUAUAUCACAAAACAUUUCAUUAUUACAUCAUAACGGCGAAUAAAUUGUGACAAGGGUAUAUCAGUUUUGAUGCAUCGAUAUCUUUUCCUGCAGAGUGAUAAAUUAUGCAUGAAGGAGUGUGGUUUAUGCUUACAUCCCUGCCUGAUGCUUUUUUUGGGGGGGGGUUUGUUUUGUCAGGUUGAUCCAUAUUGCAUGUAAUCUAACUCACAGCUAACUUACAUAACAGCUUACAACGUGCUUUUCUGUACAUACACAAUAAAGCAGAUUCUCUCUUGUCAGUCAUAUUGAACCAACCCACAAGUACAACUGUACCAGGGAGUAAUUCAACUAAGCCAGGUUUGACUUUGAGUCAGAAUUUGAAAUAUGAUUUUGGAGCUAUAAUUUAAAAUUAAAAAAAAAAUUAUAAAAAUCAUCAAAAUUUGAAAUAUGACUUUGGAGCUUAUUUUCACAUAGUUUAAAAUUUAAAAAAAAAUUUUAAAAACUUUAAAAUUUGAAAUAUGACUAUGGAGCUUAUUUUCAUAUAGUUUAAAAUUUAAAAAAAAAAAUUUAAAAACUUUAAAAUUUGAAAUAUGACUUUGGACCGAUACAGAGACAAACUCAGAUUUUUACACACGGUAGCGUGAUAAUGUGUGCAUUAAGAAAAUCCAGU